AUGAGGCUGCACUGUGAGGUCGAGGUGGUGAACCGGCAUUUGCCGGCUUUAGGGCUGAAGAACCGGGGCAAGGGCGUCCGAGCCGUGUUGAGUCUCUGUCAGCAGACGCCGCGGGCGAAGGGUGCGCCGGGCGGCCGGACCCCCGCCUGCCUGGUCGUCUGCACCCUGAAGGACAAGCGCGGGACCCGCUAUGAGCUAAAGGAUAACAUUGAACAAUUCUUCACCAAAUUUGUGGAUGAGGGGAAAGCCACUGUUCGGUUAAAGGAGCCUCCUGUAGAUAUCUGUCUAAGUAAGGCCAAUUCUAGCAGUUUAAAAGGUUUCCUUUCAGCUGUGAGACUGGCUCAUAGAGGUUGUGACAUCAACACAUCUCUUUCAACACUCACACCAGUGAAAACUUCAGAAUUUGAAAAAUUGAAAACCAAAAUGGUCAUCACAUCCAAAAAGGACUAUCCUCUAACCAAGAACUUUCCAUAUUCUCUGGAACAUCUUCAGGCUUCUUACUGUGGGCUUGUCCGGGUGGAUAUGCGUGUGCUCUCCUUAAAAAACCUUAAGAAGUUAGACUUGAGUCACAAUCUUAUAAAAAAGCUUCCGGCUACAAUUGGAGAUCUCAUAUACCUUCAAGAGCUUAACCUGCAUGACAACCACUUGGAGUCAUUCAGUGUAUCCUUGUGCCAGUCCACACUCCAGAAGUCACUUCGGAGUUUGGAUCUCAGCAAAAACAAAAUCAAGGCACUCCCUGUGCAGUUUUGCCAACUCCAAGAACUUACAAAUGUAAACCUAGAUGAUAAUGAAUUGAUACUGUUGCCUUUCAAGAUAGGACAACUAACACGUCUUCGUUUUCUGUCAGCAGCUGGGAAUAAGCUUCUAAAUUUACCUUGUGAAUUUAAAAAUUUAUCCCUUGAGUACUUGGACAUUUUUGGGAAUACUUUUGAACAACCUAAAGUCCUUCCAGAUAUAAAGCUACAAGUACCAUUGACAUUACUGGAAGCUUCUGCACGUGCUGUACUCAAUAAUAGGAUUCCGUAUGGCCCUAGUAUCAUUCCUUUCCAUCUUUGCCAAGAUUUGGAUACUGCAAAAACCUGUGUUUGUGGAAGAUUUUGUCUGGACAGUUUUAUUCAAGGAACUACUGUGGUGAACCUACACUCUAUUGCGCACACUGUUGUCUUAGUAGACAAUAUGGGUAGAGUUGAAGCACCAGUUAUCUCUUACUUCUGUUCUCUAGCCUGUUACGUAAAUUCCUGUGAUAUACUAAGGUAAUAGUAGUGUCACAAAAAAAUUCAUAUAUAGACAUAUAGAUCAGUUUGUUAAUUCUUUAUGAUUUAUUAUCUAAGA
Molecule: messenger RNA, 1332 nt
Organism: Jaculus jaculus (lesser Egyptian jerboa)
Lineage: Eukaryota; Metazoa; Chordata; Mammalia; Rodentia; Dipodidae
Gene: Lrr1
Product: leucine rich repeat protein 1
Exons: 4
Coding region: 1-1257 (418 amino acids)
Molecular function (GO): protein binding
Source: RefSeq, a predicted model, not a curated record